AUGGAUGUCGACCCUCCUAACCCAAAUCUCCCUAAGCGACUCUCAGGCCGACUCUUUUCUGAGACACCACAGACAACGACCAAAGCGCAAGAUCCUCGGCUUGCCGGUACCGUUAGGCAAUCAAUUAAUCCUCAUCCGUCAAACGCCCAACAAGCACACCCUACGACUCCCACAAAACCUGCCUUCAUCACAAGAACUCCUACAAACCCCCUCCCACAAGUGCCUCCACUCUCGAUCCCUAACAGUGCCCUGAGCCCUAGGUCCACAGAAAGCCAAAGUGCCUCCGAUCAACAAAGCACAUCAUUUAUCUCAGAUUUGGUCAAUUCAUUGAUCAAAGUGAACAAGGGCGAGGAAGAGAAAGAGAGACUCCAAAAGGAAAUAGCUUCCAUCAACAAAAACCUACAGAGGGCGAAGCAAUCUCAACAAUUCCCCAGUGUCAUCGCUCUCUUCCAACAGCAGCUGGACGUGGCCAAAGAUGAAUUGGCCAACCAUGUCAAAUCUAUCGUGCAGCAUCGAUCACUCUCCAAGCAGGCGCAGGAUAAUUUCGACUCGACAUUGUUGCAGUCGAAGCUUCAGGCUCAGCUCAAAAACAUACCCGAGAGGGUCACGAGUCUGGAGUCCACAGUCAAAGGGAUGGGGCAACGUCCUGAACCAACCGCCGGCGGUGAUGAUCCAACGAAAGGGAAUAUCGAAAUCGGAUCAGCCCAAAAGGACUUGCGAAGCCAAGAUAUCGCUGAACUCAAAGAAAACCUUCGCCAAGUGCAGCAUACCAUCAAUAAUCCCGACGGAUUGCCGAAGGCACUGGAAUACAUGAUGAAAAUUGCGAACUCAGUUGCUCGUCAAUCUACAAAGAUUGGUCAAUUCACAACACAAAUUUCACAGCUUGAGGAUGAAGUGAAAGAUGUCGACAAGAAGCUUGAUGACAAAGUUGCUACCGUUGAAAAAAUGGUGGAUACCAUCGAGGAAGAACUGAAAAUUUCCAACGAGCAGCUUGAGACCAACAUUUCUGACGCUAGUUCCAAAUUGAAAACUACGAAUGAACAGGUUCAGAUCAAGCUUUUCUCCAUUGAAAGCGAUCUCAGAUCCCUCAAUACUAAGCGACGUGAUCUGAAUAAUCGCGCGUCGACUCAAGUUUCACAAAUUGAAACUGACUUGGAAGCUCAAAGGAAGCAGGCCACGGAGCAGAUUACCGCCCAGGAAAAUCUGGUGGCAUCACUCAGAAUCCAGCAGCAAAACAUUGACAACGGCGACCGACUCUCAUCAGAAGGAACCCCAAUUACCCAUAGUGGGGUGCUUACAAGAGUAGCGUCUCUGGAAAACAAAAUCCAGAGUCACGCAGGACUUCUUAACAAUAUUAAGAAACUCCAUAAGGAGGUAGAUCUCCUCCGUCUGUCCGAGCUGGCUGCCUUCCGCCAGAACCAAGAGUCGAGUCAAGCAAACCUGGAAGCAAGACACAAUGAGACUUUGCAGAAGGUGGAGGACCUGGCUAAAAAAUCAGAGGAAACGACCAAGAAUCAAACGGACAUCACCACAGAGUUUCACCAACUUCGGUCGUCCUUGCCAGCGACCUUGGAGCAGUGUCGAAGCCAUCUUCAAACUGGGCUAGAUGGAUUAGAAAAUCGCCUUGCUCCAGUAUCUGACCUUGCUCGGGCUUUAACAAAGUGCGAGGACAAAAUGGAGGCUCACGUCAGGGCUAUUCGGUCACUAGAACAACGAUAUAGCAACAUCACCACAGGGGACUUGGUCGAUCGCAUGGCAUGUGCCAUGCAGAAAAUGUACCCCUCUGUUGAUCAACUGAGUCGACAAUUGACGGCCCACCGAACCGAAAUUGAAGCCAGAAUUUCUGCGCUCAAGACAGACGUAGACGCGUUUAAAGCGGACACAGAGUCAUUCAAGGCAGAUACAACAAAGGCCCAGGCCAGUGCAGAGAGGCCUCAAGCAGCACAGGCGUCACCAGAGCAGCUCCAGACUUUGACUCAGUUACCGACUUUACUUCAACAGGUCAAAGACCUCUCUGAUAAGCUUGUACCUAUUGAGAGUCUCCUCCACGAGCAUGGUGUUGAGUUGCAGAGAAACCUUGAACUGCGAAGCGAAAUACAAAACAGGAUCACAGCCCAAGACGACACCAUCGGAGGCAUUGCUCAAAAGGCCGAUGAGCGGGUGGAAGAACUCGAAACGCUCACCAAGUCCACGGAACGGAUCGAUCCAUUCAUCACGGAGGCCAAUGCUCAAAUCUCGCAAAUCCAAGAAAUUCGACGAAAAGUCGACGAGUUAACUCAAGCUGCGGAGAGCAACGCUACCGCAUCGACAGAUCUCGGCGACCUCCAGAGACAGCUGAAAGGCUUAGAAGAUCGGAAAAAAGCGGAUGAUGCAGCUCUUGACGCACUCCGGAAAGAGCUUCAAGACUUGAAAGAUCGGAACGCAACCGACGAUAAAUAUUUCGGCGAACUCCAGGGACAGCUGAAAGCUUUUGAAGAUCGGAGACCACCGGUAUCACUGGAGCAAUUCAAUGGCCUAAGAGAGGAUGUGAAUAUGUACAUCAAACGUCUGAGGAAUGCCGAAGACACGUUCAAGUCACUUGGAAAAGAAGCAAUGGAUCCCGAUGCUAAAGAAGCAACGUAUCCCGAUACCCUCGAUAAACCAAUAGGGCAGCGCAUCGAUGGGCAGCAGACACCUCAGUCCCGACCAAAUGACCGUUCUCUUACCCCAAGGCCUCCCGUGACAUCCAAGACAGUCGCCAAGGGCCCCACGCUAGGUGGAUAUCAGCCAGUCCAACUCAACGGGAAGGGCCAGGCCGACAGCUCUACAAUAAGCGCUUCAAAGUUGAAACAUUCCACCUUGCAAGCCCGACAGCCAUCGCAGACGCCCAGUGGCCCUAGUAGCAGUCAGCUAUCGAUGUAUGCUGGCAAAUCUGUCGAACCCCGUCAAGUUCAAAAUCUGAAAGGAAAGCGACGGGUGUCCUCUGUAAUAGACUCUGAUGAAGAGAGGAACAGAACUGAACCCUCUUCGGUAGUCGAGCUUUCGCCAGCUCCCAGCUCUUCUGCCCCAUCAAAUUUAAACCAGGUCCCUAGCAGAAAGGAGAAAAAAAAAGCAAAGAAGAGAGCGGAACAGGCCGAGAACCCCAACGCUUUAAGCAGACCGGGCAAGAGGCGAAAACGAAGCAAGCAGGAUGAGUGA
Molecule: messenger RNA, 3177 nt
Organism: Penicillium robsamsonii
Lineage: Eukaryota; Fungi; Ascomycota; Eurotiomycetes; Eurotiales; Aspergillaceae
Exons: 1
Coding region: 1-3177 (1058 amino acids)
Source: RefSeq, a predicted model, not a curated record